Molecule: messenger RNA, 1236 nt
Organism: Loxodonta africana (African savanna elephant)
Lineage: Eukaryota; Metazoa; Chordata; Mammalia; Proboscidea; Elephantidae
Product: olfactory receptor 8S1-like
Exons: 1
Coding region: 250-1194 (314 amino acids)
Biological process (GO): G protein-coupled receptor signaling pathway
Cellular component (GO): plasma membrane
Molecular function (GO): G protein-coupled receptor activity; olfactory receptor activity
Source: RefSeq, a predicted model, not a curated record
UGUUCAUUUUUCCAAUAAACCCUUGUGGAACAAGUAUAGGAUUCUCUGAAGUAUGAGAAUAAUGUGACCCAAGAUUGAUAAGUGCUAAAGGACAAAAACUCUUGCUGAGAUAUAAUGAGGGCAGCUUUGAGAUAUCUGAGCACAGAGUCCAGGCAGAGCAAGGAGGGGGUGUAUGAGAAGAUUGGGUGAUGCCCUGAAGGAGAUAGAAAAUCAGUGGGGAUAUAUUUUAUUUCAAGAAACUAUGCUCAUAUGGAUUUGAGGAACCACAGCACCAUCACCGAGUUCAUCCUCCUCGGGCUGUCUGCUGACCCCCACAUUGAGGCUCUGCUCUUUGUACUCUUUCUGGUGAUCUACCUCCUGACCCUGAUGGGGAACCUGGUGAUGCUGCUGGUGAUCAUGGCUGAUUCUCACCUCCACACACCCAUGUACUUCUUCUUGGGCAGUCUGUCAUUCCUGGACAUCUGUUUCUCUUCUGUCACUCUACCCAAGCUGCUUGAAGGCCUUCUGUCUGAGAAGAAAACCAUCUCUGUAGAAGGCUGCCUGGCUCAGGUCUUCUUUGUGAUUAUCACUGGAGGGACUGAAGCCUUUCUGCUUUCAAUGAUGGCCUAUGACCGCUAUGCUGCCAUCUGCCACCCACUGCUCUAUGGACAGCUGAUGAACAACCAGCUCUGUGUGAGGCUGGUGUUGACCUCAUGGGGCCUGGCCCUUCUCAACGCAAUCCUCAUUGUGCUCUUGGCUAUUAACCUGGACUUCUGUGAGGCCCAAACUAUAAAGCACUACGCCUGUGAGCUACCCUCUCUCUUCCCCCUGUCUUGCUCUGAUAUCUCCAUCAAUAUCAAUAUCCUGAUCUGUUCUACUUUACUGCAUGCGUUUGGAACCUUCCUCCCAAUCUUUAUCUCCUAUGCCCGUAUUAUCUCCACCAUCCUGAGCAUCAGCUCCACCACAGGCAGAAACAAGGCCUUCUCCACCUGUUCCUCACACCUCAUUGCAGUGAUCCUGUUCUUUGGUUCAGGUUUGGUUCGCUAUCUCAUGCCCACCUCUGGUUCCUCCCUUGAUUUGCUUACCUCCGUGCAGUACAGUGUGGUCACUCCCAUGCUGAAUCCCCUCAUCUACAGCCUAAAGAACAAGGAGGUGAAGACAGCUUUGAAAAGAACAUUGGGGAAAUAUUAUAUUUUAGCUAAUGAACAAAGAUAGUUAUGUCACAAAUUUGCAAAGACUGCGUUUCUCUACAUAAGC